AUGACAUUAGAAGAAUAUUUCAGAAAAAGAGGAUAAGAUAAUAAUAAUGCAUAAGUAGAGAAAAAAAAAAAAGUACAACACUUUAGUAAUUUAGUUUUUGGUUACUAGCAAUGAGUUCUUUAAAGAAUUCCAAAAUUAAGAUGCGAUGAGAAGAACAUACAUGGGAGAUAGCAAAUAUGUAAAUAUGAAAUAGGAUUUAAAAAAGAAAAUAUAAGAUUAUGACAAGGAUUUAUUUUAAAAGUAUGCUAAUAAAUUUGAUUUGGGAAAUGGUUUUGGAAAGUGA
Molecule: messenger RNA, 283 nt
Organism: Paramecium sonneborni
Lineage: Eukaryota; Ciliophora; Oligohymenophorea; Peniculida; Parameciidae
Source: the annotation of a GenBank genome assembly